This is a messenger RNA of Bactrocera dorsalis (oriental fruit fly), 2644 nucleotides long. It is a transcript of the gene Polr3F, whose product is annotated as probable DNA-directed RNA polymerase III subunit RPC6. Lineage: Eukaryota; Metazoa; Arthropoda; Insecta; Diptera; Tephritidae. Gene Ontology annotation, biological process: transcription by RNA polymerase III. Gene Ontology annotation, cellular component: RNA polymerase III complex. The transcript has 4 exons. The record is from RefSeq and is a predicted model, not a curated record. The coding region runs from base 287 to 1168 and encodes 293 amino acids.
AUUAUAUCAUUUGUAAUAACAAUUGAUAAGUUAAAACAAAAAUAUAUACCUAUUUACUUAUUUUUUGCAUAAAAAAUUUAACUUUGAACAAAAUAUUAAAAUUUCAUUGAAGUGCAAGGUAUUAGUAUGGCCACAACGUUGUGUACAUGCAAAAUGGACAGCUGUGUUGUUUUGUUUUCAUUUCACUUUCGUACUCUCGUUUGUCGUCUGUCGUCGUUUUGUGUUCAAGUGAAGGUGCAUGUUUUGAAUGUAUAUUUUAAAACUGAACUGCUGAAACUACACAAAUAUGGCUGCCAAUGAUAUAUCCGAUGCAAUAUUGGUUAUAAUUCAAAGAGUUGCAUCUGGAGCUUCAAAUGAUGAUCUGGUUAAGGGAUUACCAGAAGUUACAGCGCAAGCUCGAAUGGAAAGUUUGAAUAAAUUGUUGCAACAGGGUACUAUUGAAUUGCUUAAAAAAGGGGACAAGCUCAUAUAUCGUGCUAAAGAUCCGAAAAAGAGUGCAUUACCCAAAGAUGCCGAUAAUGAGGAACGAAUAAUUUAUGGUAUAAUUGAAGAAGGCGGAAAUAAAGGCAUUUGGAUUCGUGAUAUACGCAUGCAAUCAAACCUUAACAUGACUCAUUUGAAUAAAAUUUUGAAAAAUUUGGAGACCAAAAAACUGAUUAAAGCAGUCAAAUCCGUAAAUGCUAGUAAAAAAAAGGUAUACAUGCUGUACAAUUUAGAACCAGACCGCUCAGUAACUGGCGGGGCUUGGUAUCAAGAUCAAGACUUUGAGGCUGAAUUUGUAGACGUCCUUAAUCAGCAAUGCCUAAGAUUUUUACAAAUGACCCGUGAAAAUGCAGAAAAAAAACGUGAAGGUCCAUUGGCACUUAAACGGCUAUCUUGUUGUUCGGUAAAGGAAGUUCAUAAAUUUAUAUCAGACUUGGGUAUAAGUAAAGUUCAUUUAGAUGAAGAUGAUUUAGAAACUAUCUUAAAAACUGUCGUUUAUGAUGGCAAUGCAGAGCGUAUAAUGAUGCCCGAUGGUUCUUUUGUUUAUCGCGCUAUUAAUUCACCUCUUUUUGCCCCCGGCCUUGUACAAAUACCUUGUGGGAUAUGUCCCGUUAUAAGAAAUUGCUCAAAAUGUGGGGAUGUAACACCAAAUAAAUGUAUUUAUAUGACAGAUUGGUUGGAUUAAUUAAAAAUAAGGAAAUCAUUUUAAUACCCGCAUAUCGUCACCUGCAAAAUAACGUUUCAUCAAAAAAUUCGAAAUUGAGUGUCUUAUUGAUUACGAUUCACUACUUCAAAUUACAUACGUUCAACAUUUUUAGGUUCUGCGCUCAGAUAUAAACCAGUUUUAAAAAAUAUUAAAAUUUUUUUUUCAUUCUUGUUCCAUAUUAUUUCUGAAAUUUCUGAAAAUGUUGUUACGCUAUUUUGCAUUUCAGGUGACGAUAUACAUACGUAUGUAUAUUUAAAACAAAAAUAAAAAAUUAAAAAACAGAGAGGUAGUUGUAUGUCAUUAAGGUUUAGGCACGAUUACGGUUUUUCCGGCGCCGCGAUUUGAUGGUACGGAUGGAUAGAGGAGGUCCUCAGGAUUAAAAAAUGUAUACGCAUAUACCGUCCUCAGACGCAUAGCAGAGAUAAAGAGAUGUUUAACUCCUCUCUCACUGGAAGUGAGAGAGCAAUUGCUAAACGUCAAAACCACCUAAAGUCGAGCAACUGUCAAAGUUUAGGUGGUUUUGACGUUUAGCAAUUGGAAGCGAGCGAUGGCCAGAUUGAAAUCGUACCAAAAAAUAUAUAAACGGAGGGAUUUGUUGCAUCGUUCAAGACCACUUAUAAAAAAUUUAAAACAAUGAAAAUUAAGUAAAUAUGUGAUAUUUAAAGGUAUUUGAUGAAACGUUUUGUAAUUUGAAGCAUCAUAGUAUUAUUUUCAAUGGAAAAUUAUUAAAAAAAUUUAAUGAAUGACAGCUAACAAGUUUAAGUCUUUUUAUUGGGUAUUGAAAGGUCAAAAUUCAGUUCUUCUAAUAUACUUUAAAAAGAUUUAAAUAGUUUCUCCAUAUAAUAAAUAACCACUACAUAGUAAUUUUUAUUCGUACUAAAUGUUGGGUGUUUUAAUUUAAAAUGCCCAAAAAUUCUUAUUUUGUUCGAUCUGGCCACAAUGGAAAAUGUUAUAAAAAACGCUUAUUUUGAGGCGCUCUCACACUGGAAUAAGUUUAACAACCCUUUAUCCCUGAGCUUAGUUUCCGAGAUAUUUCACUUUAAAGUUCCACAAUUUUACAUGCAAUUUAGUCCUAUUUUGUUUUGUUUUGUUUUUCUUCACAUGUCAUUACAAGUACCAGUGUUGCCACAUAUUAUGUUUUAAAAAAAACUAUGAAAAAUUUUUCUUUUUAACAUUUAUAAAGAAAAUGAUACAAACGGUUUUUGUAUAUUAUGUUAAUUGAUAAAUAAAGAUAAAAAAUAACAUUCCUUUGUAUCGAACUACUUUCUGCACUGGCGGCCUUCGGCCGCGCUUCAAAAAAAUAACCCUCAUCGAUCGAACACCGGGGUAUUCAUAGUUCUUUUGUGUCGAACUACUUUCUGCACUGGCGGCCUUCGGCCGCGCUUCAAAAAAAAUAACCCUCAUCGAUCGAACACCGGGGUAUUCAUAGUUCUUUUGUGUCGAACUACUUUCUGC